CGCCGUGGAGGAGAAAGAGACAACGCAGCGGACACAAAAAAACACACACAACAAUGGCGACGGCGGCGGGUACAACGGCAGGCGGAACGGGAUCAGGCGGACCGGCCACCGGCCCGGUCGGCGGCGGCGGAACCGCAGUGGGACGAAAGAAGGACGGCGGUCCGUCUACGAAAUUCUGGGAAAGUUCAGAUACCAUAUCCCAGUUCGAGACGGUGCGGCAGUGGAUCGGAAAGCACUACAAGAAGUCUGUCCAGAAUGACUCCCCCUCCAGUAAAUCCUUGGCGGGUCUGGUGGUCCAGCUGCUGCAGUUCCAGGAAGACGCAUUUGGACGCAGGGUCAACAACCCCGCUCUUACCAAGCUACCUGCCAAGUGUUUCCUGGAUUUCAAGGCAGGUGGUGCUCUCUGUCACAUCUUGGGGUCGGUCUACAAGUUCAAGAGCGAGCAGGGAUGGCGUAGAUUUGAUCUGCAGAAUCCUUCCCGGAUGGACAGGAACGUGGAAAUGUUCUUAAAUGUAGAGAAGAACUUGGUCCAGAACAACUGCUUGACUCGACCAACCGUCUUCCUGUCGCCGGACAUCGAGCAGAAACAAGCCAGUAAGCUCAAAGACAUCAUCAAAAGGCACCAGGGCUCCAUUACUGAUGACAAGUCAAAGGCCACCCACCACAUUUACCCCACUCCAUCCCAACAAGAAGAAGAAGAGUGGCUUCGUCCUGUCAUGAGGAAAGACAAGCAGGUGCUGGUUCACUGGGGUCUCUCCCCAGACAGCUAUGAUACCUGGGUAUCAGCCGGUGAGGUGGAUGGAGACGUGGAGGACCCACCCAGCACCGACAGACCGUGGAAGGUCCAUGCCAAGUGGGUUUUAGACACCGAUGCCUUCAACGAGUGGAUGAAUGAAGAAGACUACGAGGUGGACGACAACAAGAAGCCAGUCAGCUUCCGCCAGAAGAUCUUCCCCAAGGAGGAGGAGUCUUCCCGUACACCCGAUCGCAAGGAGCGCAAGGCCAACUCUGCCAGCAAGAAGAGGAGGCGCUCGCCCUCGCCGCCCAGCACUCCUGCCGAGUCCCGCAAGAAGGGAGGAAAGAAGGGGAACCAGGGGCCUCACUGGAAGCGACGGGGCCACAGAGGCGAAGAGGAGGACACGGAGGAGGACAUGACCAAGGACAUGGACGACUCCUCAGCUGGUGCCAGCAUGGAGGAGGGAAGCAUGUCCAAGAAUGCAAACUCAAAGAAAGACAGUGAGAAUACUCCGGUGAAAGGAGGGAAUGUGGCCGACUUGGAUGACAUGGAGGACGACUCCGUGCUUUCUGGUGGAAAGGACGAUGAGGAUCAAAGCAAAGCUGAAGUGAACCGACUGCUGGACUCUAGCGAGGACAACGUGACGGAACAGACUCACCACAUCAUCAUCCCCAGCUACGGCGCCUGGUUUGACUACAACUGCAUCCAUGAGAUCGAGAGAAGAGCGCUGCCCGAGUUCUUCAACGGGAAGAACAAGUCCAAAACUCCAGAGAUAUACCUGGCCUACCGCAACUUCAUGAUCGACACAUAUCGGCUCAACCCUCAGGAGUACCUCACCUCCACCUCCUGUCGCAGGAACCUGACCGGGGACGUCUGUGCCAUCAUGAGGGUUCAUGCGUUCCUGGAGCAGUGGGGUUUGGUGAACUACCAGGUCGACUCCGAGAGUCGCCCGUUACCCAUGGGCCCCCCGCCCACACCCCACUUCACCGUGCUGGCUGACACACCAUCUGGCCUCAUGCCCCUGAACCACAGACCCCCACCGAUUCCCCCCCAACAGCCAAUGCCCAACUUCGCAGACAAAGGCAAAGACAAGUCCAUCGACCUGCAGAACUUCGGCCUUCGCUCCGAUCUCUACAACAAGAAACACUUCAAGGGUAAGACGGUCAACUCCACCAGGGAUUGGACCGAGCAGGAAACCCUUCUGCUGCUGGAGGCCCUGGAGAUGUUCAAAGACGACUGGAACAAAGUGUCUGAGCACAUCGGUUCACGUACCCAGGACGAGUGCAUCUUGCACUUCCUGCGCCUCCCCAUUGAGGAUCCGUACAUGGAGAGCACCGAGGCCUCCCUGGGCCCUCUGGCCUACCAGCCCAUCCCCUUCAGCCAGUCUGGAAACCCCGUCAUGAGCACAGUAGCCUUCCUGGCCUCUGUGGUCGACCCCAGAGUGGCGUCUGCUGCCGCUCGGGCAGCUUUAGAGGAGUUCUCCCGUGUGCGUGAGGAGGUGCCGGCUGAGCUGGUGGAGGCUCACGUGAAGAAGGUGCAGGAAGCGGCCAGGAGCACAGGAAAGGUGGACCCCGCCUUCGGCCUGGAGAGCAGCGGCAUCGCCGGCACCGCUCCCGAAGAACCCGAAAAGACUGAAGCCCCAGAGGCAGAGAAGAUGGACACGGACACAGACUCCCAACAGGCCGACAAGGCGGAGUUGAAGGACGAGGCGGAGAAGCCCAGCGAGUCUGCGGAGAAGAGCGACAAGACUGAAGCCACAGACAAGGUGAAGAAGGAGGGAUCGGAGACGUCGGAGCGCGAGGAAGACAACGAAGAGGGAGGGGAGGCAAAGACGACUCCAUCAGGUAACGACAAAGCCAAGGACGAGACGAUGGAGACGUCGUCCUCGGAGCAGGAGAAGGAGAAGGAGGAGAAGGCCGCUGCAGAGGAGGGAGAGGAGAAGAGGAAGAAACUGGAGCACGACAUCGGAGAGGGUAACAUCGCCACCGCGGCCGCCGCCGCCCUCGCAUCGGCUGCCACCAAGGCCAAGCACUUGGCGGCGGUGGAGGAGAGGAAGAUCAAGUCCCUGGUGGCUCUGCUGGUGGAGACCCAGAUGAAGAAGCUGGAGAUCAAGCUGAGGCACUUCGAGGAGCUGGAGACCAUCAUGGACCGAGAGAAAGAGGCCUUGGAGCUUCAGCGGCAGCAGCUUCUCACCGAGCGCCAGGCGUUCCACAUGGAGCAGCUGAAAUACGCCGAGAUGAAGGCGAGGCAGCAGAUGGAGCAGCAGGCCGCCGCCGCCGCCGCCGCCGCUGCUGCUGCUGCUGCUGCAGCCGCCGCCGCCCAGGCUCAAGGACAAGGGCAGGCUCCCGGAUCCGGACCACCUCCGUCAGGCAUGCACCCUGGAGGGCCCCCGCCUCACCACGGAGCACCGUUGCCCCACCACGGAGGGCCCCCGCCCGGUGCUGCCAUGCACCCCGGCUACCCGCCAAUGGGUCUCCACCCCAUGGGCCCUCACCACCCAGGACAGACAGGACCGAUGGGACCGGGACGCAUGAUGUCCGGCCCGCCUUCUGGCGGCCCUCCUCCUAGCGGCAUGGCCCCCAUGAUGCCCCCCCGCCAUGCUGGAGCUCCCAACGGCAUGUGUGAGUACAAAUCUCCUUCUGCCGCACAUUGUGUUUGUUGUGUGUGUGUGUGUGUGUGUUUAUGUAUAAAGUUGUAUGUUUGUAUCAGAUUUAAAGGGUUAUUAUUGGGGUGAUGUGUACUUUUAAUUCAUCAAAACCAGUAUGCUGGAAAAUGCGGGGGUCGUUUUUAGAAUCCAGGAUUUACAUCACAAGCAAUCCCAAAAAAGGUUUCUGGGGAAACUAAACAUUACUGUGACCGAGAGCUGCAGCUCAACCUAAGAACCAACAUUGAACCUGGAUUCCAUAACAUCUAUUAGAGAUAAAACUAGAUUACUGGGAAGUCAGAAAGGAAGACAAAACAUCUAUAUUUCAGUCUCAUUGAUCAUCUAACGACUGACCCUUGAGAUUUAUCCAACAGCCAUUUUGGUCGAUACUAGUUCAUCCAAGUGAUUCUGAUAAUUAACCGUUACCCAACACUCAUAAUUUUGACCCAUUAAUGCUGUCAGUUUAGCAGUUAAAAGAAAUAUAUCACUAAUGUUAACAGGCUGAGUAACUCAGGAGGAGCGGCUUGUUACUGAAAGGAGAAUAGCUGGUCCACCUUAAAGGUCAGCCCACCUUAAGUGAGCCUGAGUUGUCGCUAACUUCUGAGCUAACCUCCUGCGCUUCAAUCAGCAGGUUGCUGGAGUUGUAGCAUUUAUUAACAGACAGAUAAACUGCACACAUGCACUGCUCCAGUCACAGCUAUAAUGUUACUGCUGACUUUAUACUCAUCAUCUCUUGACCGAUGCUCGCUAAUGUGACUGUGUAGACGCACAGCUGACAACCUCGCAGCUAAACUAAUUGACGCAACGGGGAGAGUUACUGGCUGCAUGUGUCCACAGCAAUGCACGCAACAUCGUGGCUGUUGUUUUUCUCAUAAACUGCCGCUGGAAAUAAACGGUGGAUUUAAUUUGUUAGUGCAUCAGGUUAUCGGUGCAGCUGGGCGCCUUUAACCACAUCACCCUUGCAUGCAAAGCAUUUAUCUUAUUGGUUGACUGUUAAUGAUCGGUUGAACUCCAGACAUCCAGGUUUGAAACCGCUAUCAAGGACUCUCCUUCACCUCAUAAAGUGUUUCUCUUUUUCUCUAAAAAACAGCAUCUCUCCUCUUUCUAGACCCUGGCCCACCACCUGCACAGGCUGAACCGGUACCUCCACUUCCUGUGGGUCCUCCAGCACCCGCGAGUG
Messenger RNA from Anarrhichthys ocellatus (wolf-eel), 4560 nucleotides. RefSeq names its product SWI/SNF related BAF chromatin remodeling complex subunit C1a (gene smarcc1a). The coding region runs from base 54 to 3470 and encodes 1138 amino acids. Gene Ontology annotation, biological process: cell projection morphogenesis. Gene Ontology annotation, molecular function: protein binding. Gene Ontology annotation, cellular component: synapse. Lineage: Eukaryota; Metazoa; Chordata; Actinopteri; Perciformes; Anarhichadidae. The transcript is spliced from 27 exons. The record is from RefSeq and is a predicted model, not a curated record.